CAAGUGUUUACAAGUUUAUCUCGAGUUCUCUCAAUCUUAUUCCUCGAAGAUAACAUUUUCACAAAGUACACAGCGCGUUUUGCUUUUGCCGAGCUCAAACUACAGUCAAAAGUUUACACGUCUAGAAACUAUUCAACCAAGACUAUAAAUUGGUUGGAAGGUAUAAGCAAUACUGGUAAAGAACGCAUUUGUCCAGGGCGUCACAUUCAACAACAAGAAUGGCAGCCUAAAUGGAAUGAAGAAUUCAGUAGACGCAAAACUUACGAUCACAUCUCUGACUACGAAUGUCCUUUUCCUUUCUCAAGACAUAAGUCUGAUCUCAGAAUACUUAGUUCAAACGAACGGAUAGUUUUGGAGUCUGCCAAACAGCAAGGAUACGCAAUUCCAAUAAAAAACCUAGCACAUCACACAAGUAAAGAAGCUGAUAUAAUUAGAUCGAAAGGAUUUUUGGGCGGAAAAAAGAAGAUCAACGAGACAAGUGGUGAGAGCGUAUAUGCUUAUCUCUCUUGGUGGAGUACAAUAUUCGACGAAAAUGUUGUCCGUAAUUUGCAAGAUCACAUGAAAAAUUGUUUCUUGGAAUUGAAUAAUCGCAAACUCAAUGACAUAGAUGUGAUUAAGAAUCAGUUUGGAGCUUCUGAUGCAUUCUUGCCAUAUACUAUUCGCAAUCAAGGUCAAAGAUGUUCCCAUAGCUUUAUUUAUUCAAUCGGUGAGCUAGUUGAGUCCUAUCAACAACAUGUUGGCAGGGCCGAGAAGAUCGAGUUUAGAAUAUUGGGAACUUUUGCAUAUAAGGUAAAAGUAAUGCACACCGUUCUAGUAUGCAGUGAAAGCGCAGGGAAGGAUCAAUUUUCAAAAUACCCACUUAUACCGCAAAGAAACAGCGUCGUGACGAAAGAUAACGAAGGAAAAUGGAUGUGGUAUCCACAGGCAACAGGAACAAAAAUAAAGCGUUUUGAUAGCAGGAAGAUUUUCCCUAUGUAUAGACGUUAUGAUUGUGUGUCUUUUGCAUUUCAUGUGCGACACGGAGAAAUAUUUAAGACCAAUGAUGUCGAUAAACAUUCAAAGAAACUAAACAAUUGACCACUUCAGUAGUUCAAAGAAUCCUUUUUCUCCCGUCUAUCUCUAAACAAUGAUCUACUUACAUGCAAAUGGAUGCCAAAGAAACCUUUAUGAUGAAAGCAAUGAUUCUAUCAAUAUUUUUACAGUUUCCGUUUGGUAAAUUCAAAAAUACAUGAAGCUGUUUUUGAUUGACAUCGUAUGAUUUCAAAAGUAAAUUGUUAUAACUUAAAAUGACCGGGACUUCUAAGAAUUGUCUAGGAAAAGCAAUAUCUCAGUCAUCGUAUCAAAUGGCUUUCGUUCACCGCAUACUUCAGACAAGCAAUUUGUAACGCACGAACACAUGUAACUUUAAAAUGAAGGAGUUCUUGUGUUAAAUAUUCUGUUCUAAAAGAUCUUGAAUAUCAUCAUGCUCAAAAAGUAUGCUAAUUUUGACAUGCAACGUCUGUUAUUUAACAUACGAACAAAAAAAACAUUUGCGUUCACCUUCACUUUCGCUUUCAUGUUGCCACGAUAUUAGAGCCUGCUGCUACGUUUUAAAUACAAUACAGUGCAAUUUUUCAAGUUAGUACCAAUUUCCAAGAAAGUUGGUCAGUACGGCAUGAUCAUUGCAUUAACAAUUGAAGCUGCUAGAAAUUCAUAGCUGCAAAUACUAAUUUUAUUUAUUACAUCUCGCCCAAAAUUAUUAGCAUAAAUAAUCAAUUCUCAUAGGAAAUCGAAAAUUUACAUUUUUAUAUAUUAGAAGAGGUCAAGACCUUCUCGAAAGCAAAAGGUAGCUUUGUACUUUUUAACAACGUAAAAUAGAUUACCCUAUGUAUAAAACACAAUAUUUUCAAACGCAACUUCUGGUUUAAAACUUUACUCAAAGGAUGGACAAGCCAACGAAAAACCGACAAACCACCUGCUUAAGAAAAGUCGCAUAAUGAAUUGAACCAAUCAUAAGGAUUGGAAUCAUUACGCAUUUAACGUAUAUAGACGCUAUAUAUUUAAGUCGAGUUUCUUUCCUUUGAAAAGAAAGUUUCUUUACAAAUUUGAUGUCUCUCAUCAGUGUAUUGUAAGGAAAUGAUGUCCCUGAAAAACUACAAGAUCGCUUAAGGAAGCUACUGUCCAAAUUUUGGGAAAGCUUCAAUAGUAAGUGAGCAUUCAUACAUGACGAUUGUGUUAUUUUACUGCAACCCUAUGAGAAAGCAAUAACUUACCUAUAUCUAUUGCUCGUGAAAUAAUUUCGAGGAUUACUCAAUUUCAAAGGUUUGCCGUUAUUGAAAGUAGAGACGUUUCUGCACAUAACUUCUUUACAAUGAAGAGGAAGCACGGCACAAUGGAAAAGUGGUUAAUUGGGGAAGAAAGUGGUAAAGGUGAAGAACGCAUUUGCCCAGAGAGACAUGUGACUCAAGCAGAAUGGUGUCCUUCUUUGACCGAAGACUUAAGAAGCAAAAAAAAACGUCGUUAUGACUACAUUUCUGAUUAUGAAUGCCCUUUUCCUCAUCCCAUCAAAAUGACAAAAUUAUGGGAAAAAGGCGUUUGUCAAACGCAGUGGAACGCCUUGCAGAAAGCAAAACAGCAAGGCUAUGGUAUUCCCAUUGAGAAAUUGGCGCAUUUCACGAGUGAAAACAUUUCAAAUUCGAUCAUUGAAGACGGAGGUUUUCGAGGUCAAAAGAAGAAAAUAAACAUGAAAGGAGAGGAAGUUGUAUCUGCCAACCUGUCAUGGUGGAGUCCAGUUUUCCCUGACGAUGUCCCCGAAAAACUACGAGAUCACUUAAGCAAACACUUGUCAAAGUUUGCUGAGACAGGGGUGGACAAUUUUGAUGACAUAAGAAGUCAGUUUGCAACAUCCCAAGCGUUUCGACCAGAAGAAGGCGAUACCGAAUGUUACUUUCAAUUUCCCAUCCCGUCAAUAUUACGUCACUAUAGAAACUACAUAGGGCUGGAAAACGAUCUCCAGUUCAGCAUCCUUGGGACCUUCCUCUACGAAAAAGAAAUAAUGCACGCCGUCCUAGUAUGGAGCAAAGCAAUAGAAGGUCAUGAGCAAUUUUCCAAAUACCCAGUAAUACCAGAGAAAGAGAGCAUCAUAACAAGAGAUGAUAAUGGUCGUUGGAUGUGGUAUCCACAGGCAACGAACGGAGAGAAAAUCAAACGAUUCAAAAGAUUCUCCGAAAUUGGUGAGGAUGCUCUCUGGGAAAACGUGGCUUUUGCAUUCUAUCUGCGUCCAAACGACGUGUUUAAAAUCGAUUUAAAAGGACAAUUGUGCACUUUAUAAUAAUCUCUUUUUCAAAAACGAUAGUAGAUAGCAAAUACCGAGUUCUUAAUUUCUUAUUUCUUCCAACUACGUUAGAUGAUUUUUGACGCACAGAAAAAUAUCACAGUAUUAAUAAAUUAGUAAUGGACGUAAUGCCAGCGUUCCUAUACGACUGUAUACGAAGGUAAGAAAUUAAAAACGAUUGGCCGCCAGUAUGGUAAUCUUAUAAGCGUCAAACUCAAGCACUUUCAAGCACAUCUUAUUAAAUUGAAGUACUUUUAA
Molecule: messenger RNA, 3571 nt
Organism: Xenia sp. Carnegie-2017
Lineage: Eukaryota; Metazoa; Cnidaria; Anthozoa; Malacalcyonacea; Xeniidae
Exons: 3
Source: RefSeq, a predicted model, not a curated record